AAAAUGUAUAAGUUUAUAAAUACAGUGUUUUCUAUGGCUCUCUGGGGGGGGGUGUCAAUUGUUCCCUGCUUGCACACCCAUCUAUUGAUUCUCUUUCCUGUGGUUCAGUGACUCUGUAGAAAGAAAAUCCCUGCUGGAUGGACCUUUCUCUCUAGACAGUAGGUAGCAAACUGUUAAGCACCAUUAUUUCAUUGCUCUGAAGCAUCUCCCAAUUUCUACUUAUCUAAAUUGUGCUGUUCUAGAUACAAGAUGAGUGCAGGGAUGGUGCCUCAUUAUCCCUUAGCUUCUACCUGGGUCCAGCACAAUGCCUGGAGCACAAGAUGCUCUUGAUAAAUAUUUGUGAAAUGAAUAAAUUCUACUGGGAAUAUUGAACUUCAGGGGAAUCCACAGAGAACGACUCAUCACCCGGUCAUUGUCUCGCCCUUUUUAUUUCUGAUUUUGAAACAGGAACUUGUUACAUUGCUGAGGCUGGAAAUUGCCUUAGCCUCCCGAGUCACUGUGUUUGCUAGUCUUUAAUUAGGCAGUUCUCUUGUGAUAGCCUGCCAGCCACUUUGCAGCCAGACUUCCUCUCUCUGGUCUCCAGCUGCUGUUUGCUCUCUAUUAUCCAAGCAUGGGUUGAUUCAUUCAAUGAACAAAUAUUUAUUGAGGACCCUCUGGGCACUGUGCUAAUGCCAUCUCUACAGAAUCUUCCCUAAACCACAGGUUAGCUGAAGUGCCCUUCCCUCAUGUUCCUCUUAUAGCCUCUUCUUGUCUCAUUGUAUUGAAAUGAUAUCAAUACCAAUUACAUCUUAUAACUGUUUAUCCAAGUAUGAAUAAGCUCCUGGAAGUUAGGGCCCACCCUUAUUUUAGUUAUAUUUGCAUUGAGUAAUUUGCAAGUCGUAAUUCCCAUGACCUUGGAUCAUGAACCUCACCUAGGACUGCCCAGUAAAUGUGUGCUGAAUUGCUCUAUGCAUUGAGCCUUGUCUUAGCUCAGGCUGCUAUAAAAAAUACCAUGGACUGGGUGGUGUGAGCAACAUUUAUUUCCCCAGUUCUAGAGGCUGGAAGUUCAAGAUCAGGGUGCCAGUAUGACUGUGAUAAGUUCAGAUGAGAUUCCUUCUCUUGGUGGCAGAUAGCCCACUUCUCAUUGUAAUUAAUUUCAUAUUCAUCAGGGCUUCAUUUUCAUGACCUCAUCUACCUCUAAUCACUUCCUAAAGACUCCCCUCAUAAUUCCAUCACAUUGAAGAUUAAUAUUUCAGUGCAUGGAUUUUGAGAAACCCAAACAUUCUUCAUUCUGUGCUUGAAAUCAUACAUUAAUCCUUAUUUCUUCCUUCAUAUUAUGUAUAGUCCUAAGUUUUGAAGACAGCUAUUGAAUCUCCUGAAGCUGUCCAGACCAAUGCUAUCUGGAUAUUAUUGGUUCUUCAUCUGUCAUGGAUUUUGAUCUGCUCCAUCCAGACAGGCCCCCGUUUGUCAAUGAGCCUUUGAAAGAAAAGCUUCUAACAACAGAUCUGAACACACGGAGUAUGGCUUGAGCAUCAGAGUGGAAUGUGUCUCUGUCUCUUCUCCAGCCACUCUUCCUUUAAUUAUACAAUUCCAGGCCACAUUUGAAUUUUGGGAAGCCAAUGCACACUGCUGAGUUAUAGCUAAACAAUUAAAAGUUGCAAAUCUAGGAUCCUUCAAAUGGUCCCUAAAUAGGCAUGACUUGGUCUCAACUCCCAAUGCUGAAUUAUUUCUUAUCUCUCACUUUCCCCAUGCCUCAACUGCUGGAGCUGCACACACAGGUCCCUCUGCAGAUGUGGAGAAUAGUAUUCUGCUUGGUCACUUGGGCAUGAUGACAGUGAGGAGAGCAAAACUUACUUCCUGUUGUGAUGCUAUUCAAAACUUCGUGGUUUCUCAAAAUAACACUCCUAUUGGAACUAACAUGAGCUACGAGGUGGAAAGUAAAAGAACAAUCCCGAUCGGAGAGAACAUUUUUCAUAUGCUUCCUGCGUCCCAGCCCUUUGUGGAGUAUCCUUAUAAACAGUGUGCCGUGGUUGGAAAUGGGGGGAUUCUGAAUAAUUCUCUCUGCGGAGCUGAAAUAGAUAAAUUCGACUUUGUUUUUAGGUGUAACAUCCCUCCAACCAACGGAAAUGUUAGUAAAGAUGUUGGCAGUAAAACCAAUCUUGUGACUAUAAAUCCCAGUAUAAUAAUGCUAAAAUACCAGAACUUAAAGAAGAAAGCAGAAUUUCUGCAGGAUAUUGCGACCUACGGAGAUGCGUUCCUUCUUCUGCCAGCCUUUUCCUACAGGGCAAACACUGGCCCCUCCCUAAAAGUGUAUCACACACUCAGAGAGUCCAAAGCAAGACAGAAGGUUCUCUUUUUCCAUCCCAAGUACCUGAAACAGCUUGGCCUUUUCUGGAGAACUAAAGGUGUGGAUGCAUACCGCUUGUCCACUGGCUUGAUGAUCGCAAGUGUCGCUGUGGAAAUGUGUGAAAAUGUGAAGUUGUAUGGGUUUUGGCCCUUCUCUAAGACUGUGGAGAACACACCUGUCAGCCAUCACUACUAUGACAAUCAGUUGCCUAAGCUCGGUUUCCAUAAGAUGCCCAAAGAAUAUAGCCAUUUCCUCCACCUUCACAUGAAAGGCAUCAUCAAACUACAAUUUGGCAAAUGUGAAACUUAGCUUAAACAAAGUUUCUUAAAAUGAGAAUAAUUCUUAUGUAAUGCAGUAGGUGAGUAACUGUUUCCAAAUGCGAAAGGAGGCCGAUAUCCAGUAUCCUAGGAAGAUCUCCAAAACCUGGAUUAACCAAAGUUCCCCCACUAACUUUGCAACCUCCACAAGUCAUUCAAGCAUUCCCAUCUUAAAUUUCCUUCCCUAUUAAUUAGGAGUCAUGGUAUAUGGCUCAUGCAAGUGAAUCGGGUGAAUCUGCAAAAAUUCUCGGCAGGGCAAAUUGGUGUGAGGUAGGGACUCUAGGACUAUUUUCUUGUUUGUAUUUACUGUACAUUUCUCCCCUCACCAGACUGAUUAUGAAAGGUAUGUUCUCUUGGAGGUCCUUUCUGAAAAGGACAGCCGAAUUGCCAGUAUCCAUUGGGUUUCUCUUUCUUAAUGAUAGACUUCUCUUUAUUAAUAACAUCCUUCCCAUUUUUCUUUCUGUCUUCAAGCGUGCAUACAACACAAUUAUGUAGUUAAGCAAGAAAUCAUUCAUUAAUCAGGAAUGAAAUUCUUUUCUUUGAAUGGCCAGCAGUAUGCCUGCUUAUGAUUAAAUUCACCUGUGAUAUCACCAGUGCUGGUGGGGUUGGAUUUGGGCCUUUUCUUUUCCUCCUUUAUCGACAUGUUUAAUCACUGUUUGUGAUUUUAUAUUAAUAUCCUUCUUCACUCUUAAGCCUUUUUCUCUUCCACUACAAGAUCUAUUUCAAGGACACAAAUAGUCAAAAUACCCAGUCUUUCUUACCCGUUGUCUGUGGGGGUCACUCAAUUUGAAGAAAAUAUUAAACAGCUGUUUCAUGCCAGGCCCUGUACCAGGAUCUGUGGGAGGGAUAUAAAGAUGUCUGCCCUAGUAGGAGGAAGCAGAUGUGUGUAUCAACUGACCUGAUACAAUAAAUGUUAUGUCAACAGUUAUAAGUAAAGUGCUAGAAGGAUCAUAGUCAGGAAUAAUUAAAUCUAUUUCAGUAGAAUCUAUUUCAGAGAUGAGUUGAUUUCAGAAUGAAAAGUAAAAAUGAAUAAGUUUUUACCAAAUGAAGAAGAUUCUAGGUAGAGGGAAUAUGAGAUGAUGAGACUAUUUGAAUGUAAAUCAUAGUUUUUGCCUCCCCCAAAAAUGCCAAAUGAGGAGAAGGUACAGUGCAGGAGGGGGAUGGCUUGGGCUCACAUCCGUAAAAUGUGGUCAGACCUGACCAAUUUCACAGGAAUGCAUAAGGAUUACAACACCCAAAACUUGUAAUGCUCACAUGGAAAGAUGUUAUACCUACAUAAGAAAUGAGGCUAAUAGUUUAGCCAUUGAUAAAAAAAUAAAGCUUAAGUGGAUAUCGCAUAUUUGCAUUUUCACACCAUUCCAUUAUGAGGAUUUCUGCUAAGCUCAGUCAUCCCUACAUCCACUGAAUAAGUUAUUUGACUUACUAAGGAAUCACAAGCGUACACUCCUGCUCAUCAUUGUACCUUCUGCAAGAAGACUGGAAAUAGGCCAGGUCAGAAUGACAAAAUAAUUAUAAUCUAUGAAUUAUCAAAUGAACCAGAUUAUUGUUUGGUUAAAUGCCUACUUUUAAGAACACUGUGCUGUAUCUUUAUACUUGAUGGUUUGGGUUAUUUUGAGUUCAUAUUUAAAUUCGUCCCUCUAUAGUAAAUAAAAUUUGUUACCUUUAUAAAACUGAUGAAAAUUUCAUAUAUAAAUAUUUUUCAAAUGGAAAAUACUUUUUGUUAUGUAAAUUCUAAUUUAUUUUUGUUUCUUUCCUUUUGUGGUGAUCGUGUGGCUUUUUUUCUAUUUUUCCUAAUAGAUUUAAUUAACAGGUUUUAAGUAACCUGUUUGCGGCGUCAGUAAAGAUUCAAUCAUGCUACUAGCAAUGGAUUCAGAAUAGAUCAGAACACUCUAGUAUUUUACAGUUAGUAAAAUGUUUUUCUCAGAAUAUUUUAUGGCAAGUAGAAAUAAACUAUUUUUGAUGAUAUUGGAAAUACAUAAUGGCUGAGAAAAAAGAAUAUAUUGAAGUAAAUCAUUAAAUACACAAUGUGGGAUCUUUACAUAUUACUUAAUAAAAAAAUUACAUAUGAUUUGGACAUGUAGUGCCUACUUAAGUUCUUCACAUAUAAUAUGCUAUUUUAACUUAGGAAAUUUUCUCUAGAAUGUCAAAAUGGAAUUUCCAAUGUCACUGAUAUGGAUUUUGGAAAUGUUCAAAAUAGUAUGAGAUCAAGGAACAUAAUGAUAACCAUGUGCCAUGUCCUAGGAAAAGUUCAGUAGGAAAAAAGUGUAGAUUUUUUUGUGUGUGUGGAGAAAAUGUAGAUCUUUCCCCACUCACUUAUCAGAAGUUUAUUUCUUUUUUAACUUUUGUGUUACUGUCCUAAAAGUAUGUUUGAAAUUUUACCACUUUGUUUAGAUUCACAUUAGACAAACAUCCUUAGUCAAAAAAGACAUCAGGAGAUAUCUUGAGAUGUAGUGGUCAUUAAUCUACAAGUCUGCAAGAUGGAGUUCAUAGGUUUUCUUUUGUUCCGAUAUCAGUGAAAGCUUGCAUUAAUUCACCAUUACAGAAUCAAAACAGCUGUUACCUGUUCUGCAAUUCACAUAUCUGAUGUGUACUCUAUGGUAAAAUUCGUGCUCUAUCAUAUUUUGUGUGUUGUGUUAUCAUGCGCCAACUAUAUAUGACACAACAUAUGCAUCCUUUAUAACUCUUUCCCAAAUCUGCAGCUGUGAUUUCAACACCGCUCAGUUAUUGGUCAUUAUUUAAAGCUUAGUCUAUAUAUGUUGAAAAGAACUAAAAGCAGGGGAAAGUAUUUGUGCCUCUUUCACAUCAUAACGUUUCCUUCCUGGGAGAGCAUGUGUUCCAUUCUGAUGUGCCAAUGAUGUCCUUUGGUUCCAAAACAGAACAUUUUGUAGAACUUUCUAAAAUAUGAUAGAACAUAAAUUUUGGCAAAAUAGCACAUCAACUAUAUAAAUUGUAAAACAAGUUGCAAUUCUUUCUGUUCCAUCAUGAUAAAUCUUUGCAAGUUUUCCACCAAGAUCAGGACACAAAGAAAAACUGAGAACUCCUUCUUGGAGACCUUACUGCCACCAAGCUUCACUGUAACACUCAAGAAAUCUCUGAGUAACAAGCAUUGCGAAAGUGUUGUUAGAUGGAUUCGAUUCGAUCUUCUGCCCUUAAAGUUCAAGUACAUCUUUAGCAUCAUUGGACAAUGUAACCAUACAAUAAAUUUCAAAGUAGCUUCCAGUCCAACACAAGGGUAAGAAGAAAUACUCAUUGAAGUACACAGUGCUCUAUGGUCUCAGAAAAGCACUCCAUGGACAAUUGCAUAAGUUUUGCACAGUAUAGAAGUCCUUGAAGCCUCCAGUAUAUUUCCCUCUGAAAAAAAAAAAAGGCAAAGAAAAAUAGACCAUGACUUUCAUGGAAGAAGAUUUCCCUCUGUGUGUAAAUUCCAACCAGUAAACCCGUGUGCACUCAGGCAGGUAGACAAGGACUUUUUGUUGUUGUUGUUGUUAGGACUUCUAUGUAUAGAAUAUUGAAUUAAGCCAUAAGUCAGAAAUAUUUUGCCUAGAUUUUUUCCUUACUUACAGAAAAUUUUCCAGUUAGAAAGUAUAUCACAUCAAGUACCCUAAACCACUCCACAAAUUUUAGGAGGCUUUGGGAAAGCUGGAAAACUUUGUGGAUAACAGGCCCACACCCUGGACAAUUGCAUAAUUUUUGCACAGUAUAGAAGUGCAAAUGAUGUGUCAAUGAUGUCCUUUGGUUCCAAAACCUUUUGGUCCUUUUGGAACCAAAGGACAUCUUUGGCACAUCCUAAAUAGCUAUUGCUAAAGUAUAGUUUUGAUGCGAUGUGUAAUGCAAUUAUGAUGCUCAUAACAUGUUAUUUAUGUAACAUUACAUGGAAACUAUUAACUGCUACUAAACACUGCAGGAAUUUAUUUAAUGUAUCUGUUGCACUUAACCUAAUAAGACUACUUAUUUCUUUAUAGUUGAUUCAAAAAAAAAAUUGUUUGGAACCACUAGGUAUGUGUAAGGUUUUUUAUUUGUGUGUGGCUUCAGAAGGCUGACCUCACGAUUAGCUGUGUCACUGGUCUCCUGAGGGUGGAUGGGCAGGGAUAUUUCUCUUAACCCUCAUUAUUCUGGGUCAUUACCCUUCCAGGAGCAUUACUCUUUCAUAAAAAUAAUGUGAGUGAUAUUUAGUAAAGAGGCAACACUUACGUAACGGAGACAGAACAAACUUUAGCAGAUGGUAUUGAGACAUUGUCCCAUCGUAUGGAAAAAAAUAAAUGCAAAAAAGUUGGACUCCAGAAAGAUUAAAGUUGGAUGAAAAGGCAAAAGCAUAAACUAUUAGAAGAUAAUGUAGGAGGGUUAUGCAUGAGGUAUGGGUGAGGAAACGUUUUCCUCAAAUAAAAUAAAAAAAGUUCUAAAGAACUGUGUUCCGGGCUAAGAAAUAGUGCCUGUGUCUAUAUUAAAAUGAAAGAUUUCUAGUCAGUAAAUAACACUUUAGAGCUUACAGGCUGGUGACAGACUGGAGUGGCUUUUACAAUGCAUAAAAUUAAUGACAUUAACAGACAUUUCAUGGUACUUCAAAAAGUAAAAGACAUGAACCCAAUAUAAAAAUGAGCAGGCAAUAAGAAUGUAAUUUACAAAGGGAAACCCUGAGAAGUUAGUAAAAGUAGAAAGUGAUGCUCAAACUUAGUAGUAAUCCAAGAAAUGCUAAUUCAGGUGAGAUCCUAUAUCCAUUGUAUUGGCAAAAAUUAGUAGCAUCUUUAAUUUCAAGUGCUGGUGGAAGACUAAAUUGAUUCAACACUUUUGGGGAAAAAUCUGGAUGUACUGAAUAAUAUGAAUCCUGUCAGUCCUAUGAUCCAACUCUCUCACUUUGGAUAUACAUGCGAGGAAACUUUUUGGGCAGGUUCAUAGGGAGACAAGUACUAUGAUAUUCAUUUUAUUCUUUAAGCAGUCAGUUGGACAUAGAAGCGUUCAACUCUUAGGAAACUGAUGAGUCAAGUUUGGUGGAUACAUAAUGUGGAAAAUAACACAGUAGUUAGAAACAGCUUAUUGGAUAUCUAUAGAUAAACAAGAAUAUAUCCUUAACAUUUAGAAUAAACAGAAAAAUAAGAGUUAUAACACAACAUCCUUUCAUUACCUUAAAGCAUAUACAUGAAUACAUACGUACCUAUUCAAGGGCAUAUGUCAAAUACAAGAAGGGUGCCCAUAGAAUAGAGGAAUGGAAGUAGGUUUAAGAAUAAUAUAAUAUACGUUGUCAUACAACAAGCCAUUGACAUAUUCUUAUCCUCACAUAGAAUUAUUUUUACUAAUACAUAAACAAACAGAAAUUGACACUCAAAACUGAAGUAACUUAUGUAAGUUUGCAUCAUAAGAGCAGAGUUACAUUCAAACUCACGUAUCUGAUGCUGAAGCCAAAAUUUUUCCAGUAUGUAAUGAUAAAGUGCAAUAUCUGUAUAUAACUGCCAUAUAAUCAACUGCACAUAUUCAAAGUGUACCAUCUGGAAAGUUUUGACCUAUGUAAUAUCCAUGAAGCCAUCUCUACAAUCAAGAUGAUGUGUGUAUCCAUUGACCUCAAAUGUUUCCUUGUGCUACUUUGUAAUCAAAUUGUUCCUUGUUGCUCCUUCCUAUCCAUUCCACACUAGUCUCAAGAAAUCCCUGAUCUACUUUUCUAGUUUACAUUUUUACUCUACAGACUGUUUACAUUUUUUAGAAUUUUCUAUAAAAGAAAUUAUACUAUGUACAUUCAUUUUUUGUCUUACUCUUUCACUCCACAUAAUAAUGAGAUUCAUUCAUGACCUUUGUGUAUCAAUAGUUCAUUUCUUUAUUUGCUGAUUAAAAUCCUGUUAUAUGAAUGCUCUGCAAUUUCUUUAUUCAUUCAUUAUUUAUGUACAUUUUAAUUGUCUCCAGUUUGGGGCUAUUAUAAAUAAAGAUAUCAUGAACAAUCA
Ictidomys tridecemlineatus (thirteen-lined ground squirrel) is the source of this 8570-nucleotide messenger RNA. NCBI's taxonomy places the organism in Eukaryota, Metazoa, Chordata, Mammalia, Rodentia, Sciuridae. The record is from RefSeq and is a predicted model, not a curated record.